GAGAGCCGGGCUGGUUGCUCCGGGACAGGAGGCAGCGUUGCGCCGCGCCGGCCCCGCCCACUGCAGGCGGGUUCCAUUGGCCCAAGGCGAGGCGCGUCAUACCAGACGCACCGCGCUGAUUGGCUCUUCCGGGGAGCCCCGCCCCCUCAGCUGUAUCCGAGCCGGUUCCAGCAUCGCCGCCAUCUUUGUUGAUGUGUCAGCUCCGCGGGGGUCUGGGGAAAAAAGCCGCGGCCGGGAGAGCGCGGUGUCGGCCCCGUCUUCCACCGCCGCCCCCCGCUAUGGAGAAGUGGGGCCCCAGGGCGGGGCUCCCGCGGCCUCGCUAGGGGUGCAGACGGAGGCUCGGAGAAGUGGGAUUAUUGAGGUACUCAUUUUCCUCUUGUGGAGCUGAAGGAAUUUUAAACCAUCUUUGGCAUUAAUCUCCCAGUUACUAGUCUUAGUCCAUAUCCAGCAUCUUAUGGGGGUAACUGAAGAGUGCCAAACUGCAUCUGAAGUGGAGUUGUAUGACUGAAUAAAGAAUGUAAAAAGAAGAUCAGGAACAGAUUUGAAGAAAUGCAGAGUGAGUUGGUGCCAGUCAGCAUGUCAGAGACAGAGCACACAGCCUCCAUUUCCUCUGAUAAAAAUAUUGGGAAAACAUCUGAACUAAAGGAAGACUCAAGCAACUCAUUCUCUGGUGAUGAAAGCAGCAGCAUAGAAAAUGAGUCCCAACUAUUGUCAUUAAACUUUGAUAAAACUUCAUGUCAGCCUAAUGAAAGCAGUAAUCAAAUUGAAGCACAGGAGAACUGUAUGCCAGAUCAUGGUGGAGGUGAAGAUUCUAAAACAGACUUAUGCUCAGAAAAUUCUGAACAAGUAGCUAAUUUUCCUGGUGGAGAUUUUACAAAGCAAGUUUCGAAAACAAAUGAAACCGAACAGACAGUAAGUCAAAUAUUGGCAGAAUUAAGGUCCUCCACCUUUACAGAAGCAGCUAGUCAAAAGACGUACUCAGAAAGUCCCUAUGAUACAGACUGCACCAAGAAACUUAUUUCAAAGAUAAAGAAUGUUUCAACAUCAGAGGAUUUGUUAGAAGAAAUAGAAUCUGAGCUCUUAUCUACGGAUUUUGCAGAACACCGAGUACCAAAUGGAAUGAAUAAGGGAGAACAUGCAUUAAUUAUGUCUGAAAAGUGUGUGCAAGAUAAGUAUUUGCAGCAGGAACACACCAUAAAGAAUCUCUCCUGUCUGGAUAGUGGCAGCAUGGUAGACGGGUUAAUUAAAGAAAAUAAGAAGCAUCAGGAGCUCAUUUUAGAUAUAUGUUCAGAAAAAGACAAUUUAAGAGAAGAACUAAAAAAAAGAACAGAAACAGAGAAGCAGCAUAUGAACACAAUUAAACAGUUAGAAUCAAAAAUAGAGGAACUUAAUAAAGAAGUUAAAGCUUCCAAAGAUAAACUAAUAGCUCAAGAUACUGCAACUAAAAAUGCAGUUCAGCAGUUACACAAAGAGAUGGCCCAUCGGAUGGAACAGGCCAAUAAGAAAUGUGAAGAGGCUCGCCAGGAAAAAGAAGCAAUGAUAAUGAAGUAUGUAAGAGGUGAGAAAGAAGCUUUAGACCUCCGAAAGGAAAAAGAGAUACUUGAGAGGAAACUUAGAGAUGCAAAUAAAGAAACUGAGAAAAACACUAACAAAAUUAAGUUGCUUUCUCAAGAGAAAGGACGUUUGCACCAACUGUAUGAAACAAAGGAAGGUGAAACUACUAGACUCAUCAGAGAAAUAGACAAACUAAAGGAAGAGAUCAACUCUCACAUCAUUAAAGUAAAAUGGGCACAAAACAAAUUAAAAGUGGAAAUGGAUUUGCACAAGGAAACCAAAGAUAAACUCAAAGAGACAACAACAAAGUUAACCCAAGCAAAGGAAGAAGCAGAUCAGAUACGAAAAAAUUGUCAGGAUAUGAUAAAAACAUACCAGGAGUCAGAAGAAAUUAAAUCAAAUGAGCUUGAUGCCAAGCUCAGAGUCACAAAAGGAGAGCUUGAAAAACAAAUGCAGGAAAAAUCUGACCAGCUAGAGAUGCAUCAUGCCAAAAUCAAGGAACUGGAGGAUCUGAAGAGGACAUUUAAGGAAGGCAUGGAUGAGCUACGGACACUGAGAACAAAGGUGAAAUGUCUAGAAGAUGAACGAUUAAGAACAGAAGAUGAAUUAUCGAAAUAUAAGGAAAUUAUUAAUCGCCAGAAAGCUGAAAUUCAGAACUUCUUGGACAAAAUGAAAAUUGCAGAUCAGAUACAGGAGCAAUAUCAAAGAGGUAAACAAGAAAUUGAGAAUUUGAAGGAAGAAGUGGAAAGUCUUAAUUCUUUGAUUAAUGACCUACAAAAAGACAUCGAAGGCAGUAGGAAAAGAGAAUCUGAGCUACUGCUGUUUACAGAAAAGCUUACUAGUAAGAACGCACAGCUUCAGUCUGAAUGCAAUUCUUUACAGUCCCAGUGUGACAAGCUUUCCUGUAGUGAAAGUCAGUUACAAAGCCAGUGUGAGCAAAUGAAACAGACAAAUACCAACUUGGAAAGUAGAUUGUUGAAAGAGGAAGAACUGCGAAAAGAGGAAGUCCAGGCUCUGCAAGCUGAACUCACUUGUAAACAAACAGAAGUUAAAGCACUGAGUACCCAAGUUGAAGAAUUAAAAGAUGAUUUAGUAACUCAGAGACGUAAGCAUGCCUCUAGUGUCAAGGACCUUACCAAACAACUUCAGCAAGCACGAAGAAAAUUAGAUCAGGUCGAGAAUGGAGGCUAUGAUAAAGAAGUCAGCAGCAUGGGAAGUCGUUCUAGUUCAUCAGGGUCCAUUAAUGCUCGAAGCAGUGCAGAAGAUCGAUCUCCGGAAAAUACCGGGUCGUCGGUGGCUGUGGAUAACUUCCCAGAAGUAGACAAGGCCAUGUUGAUUGAGAGGAUAGUAAGGCUGCAGAAAGCACAUGCCCGAAAGCAUGAAAAGAUAGAAUUUAUGGAGGAUCACAUCAAACAAUUGGUGGAAGAAAUUAGGAAAAAAACAAAAAUCAUUCAGAGUUACAUUUUACGGGAAGAGGCAGGCACCCUUUCUUCAGAGGCAUCUGAUUUUAACAAAGUCCACUUAAGUAGACGGGGUGGCAUCAUGGCGUCUCUGUACACAUCCCAUCCAGCUGAUAGUGGACUGACAUUGGAACUCUCGCUGGAGAUCAACCGAAAAUUACAGGCUGUUUUGGAAGAUACGUUACUAAAAAAUAUUACUUUGAAGGAAAAUCUACAAACACUUGGAACAGAAAUAGAACGUCUUAUUAAACACCAGCACGAACUAGAACAGAGGACGAAGAAAACCUAACACGAAACUGCUGCUCAGGGAAGAGAGAACCACCACACGAGGAGCAGGGUCACUGCCCGUAUUGUCGGAGCCUCCCCAGCUGUGUCAGCCAGUAAAGAAUGAUUGUUUGACCUACAGAAAAGUACCUUUACCUUAGGAAUGCAUUGCAGUGUGUCCUGUAAGAGUGUAGACUUGAUGGAAUCUGUUUUCGUAUGGUGACAGCCACCAUAGAACCAAAACAACAUAGUUUAAUUUGCUAAGAAUCAUUGAAAUGCUCAACAUACAAGGGCUUUUGGAAAACCCUUCUCCAUUUUUUUCCCCUUUAAAACACAUCAUGUCAAAAAUGAUCCAGCUUUUUAAAAUUAUGCAUGAAAGGACCAGUAAUAUGCUAUUUUCCUAACUUAAAAGAAAAAUAAAAAAUAAAAAAUUUUGUCUUGACAUCCCAAUAUUUCAUUUGGUUGUGUUUUAGGGAGGGUACCAGUGAUCCUUAAAUCCUUUCAUUUUAAUGGAAGCUAAUAGGAAAGCUAGCUUGUGGUAAUUGGCCCAUGAUCAGGUAUGUACCUUAUCUGGGCUAGGUACAUUUUUUUCAGAUUCAAAUUGUUUGAGUUCAUAGUUGAGUUUUUUAAAUCUUCAGUUACAUAAAAUAUGAUUUAAAAUAACGUGCUCAUUUAGAAAAUUCCUGUGGACUUUGUUUAUAUUUUAAAAUGUGAAAUUGACUAGUUAUUAAAACGAGAUGAAUAGUGAAUUCUUUGAAACUGAAAUACUUGCGUUUUACUAAUAUCAAAUGCAAAGAUAAAUGUUUAAAAUUUUUAUGAAGAUUCUGUUCCCAAGAGAAUGCACUCAUUCUGUACUGUUUGAGCUCCCAUUCUUCACUAUUGAUAUACUUACUUGUUAUAGUGGAGUGAUCCAACAAUCCCCACAUAUAAGGCGUUUCAGUGUAUUUAUUUAAAACAGAAAAUAAUUACUUCUCUGUAACCAAAGGAAUUUUAGAGCCAAAUUUAUGUAUCCUAUUGGAUUUUUACAAUAUUUAUUUGCAAUGUGGCAACUUGAAUAUUGCCAGUUGUGGUGUCAGUAUUUCUAUGUCAUUGAAUUUUUCUUGCUUCUUAUAAUUUUUCAUCUAAUUUCUGUGUGCGGUUUAUAUUUUUGUCUUGCAGAAAGUCUCAUUUUUGUUUUGGAUUUUUGCAUUCUUUUUUCUCCCCUUAAGUAAGCUUUGGGAUAAUAGAUUAAAAGCCUUUCAAGAAUUGUAUGGUUCUCAAAGUUGGGCUCGUGGUGGCAAUAUCCCUUUCAUGGGUUUUAACAUUUUUUUUAGUCAUCAUUGUUUAAAAAGAUAAUUUACUAAGGGUUAGAUGAUUCAUUAUAUUGUUUUUUCUGUAUAUUAAGUUAUGUAUUGUCAUCCCAAAACAAAAUCUUUUUACUUCAAAAUGGAAAUACAAGUUUUAAAACAUUUUAUUUUUUAAAUAGCUGUUAAAAAGUAUUAGUCUUACAAUAAUGUGUCUUGUUCUUUUUACCAAUAGUAAUUUAUCAGAAUAAGAGGGUAAGUGCAAUCAAAUCGGAAUUAUUUUCCCAUUUGCUUCUAGACAUAUAGUUGAUACUCCCAAAGACUACUUAGAGUAGCCAAGGCAACUAAAUUUUUACGGCUUCUUAUGUGAUAUAGAUUCAAACAUUACAAUAUUUAUUUUCUUCUGAGACACAAAAUGUAUUAAUGGAGACCAAAUAGUGAUCCUGUGUCUAUACACUCUUAAAAACAUAAAAAUUAAAAAUAUAUAUACAGUUAUUACAUACAAAAUUGAAACAUUCCAAUAUUGACAUUUGUGCCACCAUUCAUUUGGAGAAGUUUAAAUUGGAAACAAUAAUAGAAGAAAGCUAUUGUAAACCAUAUUUUGACUUAUUAUUACUUUUCCCCCUAAAAUAUAAGAAACUAUGGAAAACUUUUGAAGAAAAUAUUUUCCUUUUGUUCUUUAGUUUUUACUGCAUCCUUUUUAUAUGGGUCAGGACUGAGCAAAAUGUACAAAAAUGUGCACAUGUCAGAUCUCUAUCUCUACACUGACUCACACGUAGCUCCUGACUUAGAGGGCUUCUUCCCUUACUGUGUUAAUAUAUGGAGAGAAGAAUGGGGUACCCAGACAAGGAAAAUGGUCUCCAUAAACCUCAGAUCUGGGGGGGAGUUUUUUUGUAUGUGCAUUAUGAAUUGUACACAUCAAAGACUGUUUUGGUUAGUGCAGUUUUGGUUUCUUUAAGCAGGAAAUGAUUUUGUGUGUGUGUGUGUGUGUGUGUAUGUAUACACUUCACCAGGUUUCAAUUUUAAAGUGAAUAUUUACUGUGACUCCCUUUUUCCCCCAUACCCCUCCAAACUUCAGUCUGUUAAGUUUCAAGGAUUGCAAAUAGUGUGUUUGAGCAGAAUAACAAGUUUGAACUUUGAUGGUUUCUUUUUAACUUUCUUCAUCACCAUUUAAAUAGACAUCUUGAAAUUAAGUUUUAUCAGGCUACCAUGUUAUUUAUUCAUUUAAUAAACAUGGUUAUUGAAAAUCUGUUGCCUGGCGCCAUACUAGGUACCGUGAUGAUACUGGUGAACAGGCCAGAGAAAGCAGUUCCCCUCCUCCCAGAGCUGUGGUCCUAGAACGCACCCAGCAGGAAACGGGCAGCUCUGAGCCUCUGCCACUCCUGCCAGCCGCGUGGGAAGAGGGUCAGUCCUCCUGUGCAAGUAGGUGGCCCAGAAACCUCACUCUGGCACGCAUCUUUGGGAAAUGAAUCCUUACUGAGGUACGCGGCAGCUGAUGGCUGUUCCCUUGGUAGUUACAUACAUUUCCACACUUUUGUCAGUUUGAUGUUUAAUUAUUCCGUAAGAAGGAAAAAAAAUCCAAAGACCAUAAAGUGGCAUUCGAUUUUUGCCAUUUUAGUAAAUUAUUAAUGCCUACUUGAUGCUUAUAAAGAUUAUCUAAUCCUGCAGUCAUGUGUGUUUCCAAACUUUGUUUUGCACUGUAUUAUUUUCUAAAGAUUUUUACAUGUAAAUUUAGACUAAUAUUUACCAGUAGGGGAAAAUAAAAUUAGAAACCAUUAGUAUUGUGAAUGUUAUAUGUACUACCAUGGUGAAAAUAUUUUUAUCAAUCAUGUUGUUGUUCGGUAUUGUUAAUUUGCCUUAUGAAUGUUGACGCCAGUAGCUUAUUUUUCAAUAACUUUUUUAUUUUAAAACAAAACAAUUCUUUUUUGACACUAAGAUUAUUAAUUUUUAACACCAGUUGGUGGCACUAAAAACCUAAAAGCUUUUCAAGGCUGAAGAAGAGAAAAUAAUUGAAAAAUGUGUCCAAACAUCAAGAAUUUUCAGGACAAUUAAUGAAAAGUAUAAUUGUAUAUUAAAGUAUUUUUCUUCUGGAAUGGAAUCCUUUUUUAAAAUGCAAUAUGGCUGUCCAUUUAGAUUAUGAUGAUGAAACUUGCUUAUCUUCCAAAGUUCAUAUAAAUGUAUAUAUAGAUAGGUAGAUAUAGCUAUAUAUAUAUGUGUGUAUUGUACAGAUAAUCUCUAAUUUGAUUACAUUGUUCAUUUUGUAAAUAUGUCUCUGUAUAAAAUUAAGCUUUUCAAGAGAAUUCUAUGUAUAUAUUGUACUUAUUAAAUAGGUAAUGCCUGUUUACCCA
Messenger RNA from Myotis lucifugus (little brown bat), 6909 nucleotides. It is a transcript of the gene CCDC186, whose product is annotated as coiled-coil domain containing 186. The record is from RefSeq and is a predicted model, not a curated record. Bases 550 to 3303 code for a protein of 917 amino acids. The transcript is spliced from 18 exons. Gene Ontology annotation, cellular component: trans-Golgi network. Gene Ontology annotation, biological process: vesicle cytoskeletal trafficking. Lineage: Eukaryota; Metazoa; Chordata; Mammalia; Chiroptera; Vespertilionidae. Gene Ontology annotation, molecular function: small GTPase binding.